This is a messenger RNA of Exaiptasia diaphana, 2412 nucleotides long. RefSeq names its product probable dolichyl pyrophosphate Glc1Man9GlcNAc2 alpha-1,3-glucosyltransferase. The coding region runs from base 709 to 2364 and encodes 551 amino acids. Lineage: Eukaryota; Metazoa; Cnidaria; Anthozoa; Actiniaria; Aiptasiidae. Gene Ontology annotation, biological process: protein N-linked glycosylation. Gene Ontology annotation, molecular function: dolichyl pyrophosphate Glc1Man9GlcNAc2 alpha-1,3-glucosyltransferase activity. The transcript has 13 exons. The record is from RefSeq and is a predicted model, not a curated record. Gene Ontology annotation, cellular component: endoplasmic reticulum membrane.
UUCUUGAGCGUCGUGCCCUUACUGACUUCGUGACAGUGGGUUGUACGACGUCCUUCGUUUUUCUUAGGCUAACUUUCUCUUAUUCCUUGAUUUUAUCCCGAUUACUACCUUAGUCUCUUCCUGGACAAUCUCGGAUUAAAUAUCGUGUUGCCUUAAAUGAAUGAAAAAGACCCGGGAAUCGAGGAUGUCGGAAGACAAAAGAGCAAACGGGACUCCUACACUUGACGCAAACUCAAUUGAAUCGAAAAAGAGCGGCAAUCCCGCGUUAAAUCGAUGUAUGAUUAACAAAUGCAAAUAAACAAAUAGGUACUGACCUAAAAUCUUCUUGCAAGGUUGUUCGUGGUUAAUCGGUGUCCUACAUGUCGGGCAAUAACGGUUUGUUCGGAGCCAUAGAUCAAGACAAGGAGAGCAAAAUACAUGUUGGUUCGGACAAACUACCGGUUCCUUAACCUAGAAAAACAUGCCCAAUAACAUUAGGUUUACAAACUAGAGACCAGGUAAAAUCAUUACGCAUUGAUUAGUAUAAAGAAUGUACCUUUCCUAAGCAGAUCUGGCAGGAAAUCGGUAAAGUUAAUGACAAUGAAGUAUUAGUUACUCUGUUGGCAGACAUCUUUGCCAGAACAUGCGACUGCAGUUAUAACAAGUCAGCAACAGUAUCAACAAAUAAAUCUAGCCAACGUCAUGCGCACUAGGGGCUAGCAAUCCAAGAUGGCGGACAGUUUUGUGGAUUCUUGGCCUUGUAUUACUAUUUUUGCUUCUCUCCUAAAGCUGCUAUUUCUUCAUGCAUAUCGCUCUACUGACUUUGAAGUCCAUAGGAAUUGGCUAGCGAUAACGUACAGCCUUCCGAUAGACAAAUGGUACUACGAGAAAACCUCAGAGUUUACUCUCGACUAUCCGCCUUUAUUUGCAUGGUUUGAAUUCAUCAUGUCACAAGUUGCAGUAUACGUCGACCCAAAGAUGGUAGUAAUAAGCAGAAACAAAUAUGCAAGCACUAAAACCAUUGUAUUUCAAAGGGUUUCAGUCAUUGUAACUGACCUUGUAUUUAUAUAUGCAGUUAAAGAAUUCUGUACAUAUCUACAUAAAGCCAAAAAGGUUUCUUUCCCACCAUCUAAUAAAAUUAUUCUGGCACUGCUCCUUGUGUUCAACUUUGGUUUAUUGAUUGUGGAUCACAUUCACUUUCAAUACAAUGGUUUCUUGUUUGGCAUACUCUUGCUCUCCAUCACUAGGUUAUCAGAGGGGAAGAAUCUUGAGGGUGCUUUUCUGUUUGCAAUACUCCUGAAUUUCAAACACAUUUUUCUAUACAUCGCUCCUGCUUACUUUGUAUAUUUGCUGCGUACAUAYUGCUUUGUAACAAGUAGUGGAAAUCCAGAAAGGCRUGGAUUCCUUCUUGGCGUAAGUCUAUGGGAUUUCUCACCAGUUAGAUUGUUGAGGCUUGGCUUCUUUGUUAUCUCUGCUUUCCUUGUAUCAUUUGGRCCUUUCAUUGCACUUGGUCAACUACCACAAGUGCUAUCCAGACUAUUCCCUUUUAAAAGAGGUCUUUGUCAUUCAUACUGGGCACCUAACAUGUGGGCUCUUUAUAAUGUAUUUGAUAAAGCAUUAUUUAUAGUAGGUAGUAAGCUUGAGUUAAUACCUCAUUCCAACAUAUCUACCAAAGCGUCCAUGACAGGGGGUCUGGUGAGGCAAACACAACACCUUGUGUUGCCAUCUGUCCCACCACUGGCUACAGUUCUAUUAACACUGUUAUCAAUCCUGCCUGCUAUGGUUGGUACUUGGUUUAAACCUAGAGGUCCCAUGGGAUUCUUACAGUGUCUAGUGUUAUGCGGCUAUGGCUCAUUUCUCUUUGGGUGGCAUGUCCAUGAAAAGGCUAUCAUCAUGAUAAUCAUUCCCUUGUGCUUACUGGCAGUGCAGAACAAGUCAGAUGCUCGUGUUUUUUUAAUUCUAUCAACAGCAGGRCAUUUUUCUCUGUUUCCUUUGCUAUAUAAACCUCAAGAAAUGCCCAUCAAAAUCUGUCUCAUGAUGAUGUACACUAUCUUGGCAUUUUAUUCCCUUUGUCUUGUUCAUUGUGGCAAGUCAUCUGGGUCGUCUUCCUAUAAAGACAUCUUUACUCUACCUAUAAUUUCGUCCUUUGAAGCAGUAUACAUCUGUGGACUUGCAGUACUAGAAUUCUAUAACUCUAUCAUUCAUCCUUUCACUUCACUUGCAUCUAGACUUCCCUUUCUUCCCCUUUUACUAACAUCAGUCUACUGUUCUUUGGGCGUGGUCUGGUCCUGGUUACUCUUCUAUAGAAACKUUUUUAGUUAUAGUGAAAUUACGCUUGUCAAACAGACUUCGGUCGAUAUCAAGAAAAAGCCCAAGAAACACUAAAAAUUAUAUUAAAAUUAAAUCAUUAUUAAAAACCUAUUUCUAAACUCU